GAGGCAGGCAGGGGAGGCUCACGUGGCAGCUCCGGUGGCGGCUCCGGUGGCUGCUCCGGUGACGGGCCGGGAGAGUCGCGGGGAGAGCGCGGCUGACGGAAGACAAUCCAGCUGUGGUCUCCAGCCUGCAAUUUCAAGGCCUCUUCCCUGCCUCUCCUGGGAGCCCUUAGACCUCACCAGAGAGCACCAUGGGGAACCACUUGACCGAGAUGGCGCCCACUGCCUCCUUCUUGCCCCACUUCCAGGCCCUGCACGUCGUGGUCAUCGGGCUGGAUUCAUCUGGAAAGACCUCUCUUCUUUACCGCCUGAAGUUCAAGGAGUUUGUCCAGAGCGUCCCUACCAAAGGCUUCAACACAGAGAAAAUCCGGGUGCCCCUUGGGGGGUCCCGCGGCAUCACCUUCCAAGUGUGGGACGUCGGGGGGCAGGAGAAGCUGCGGCCACUGUGGCGCUCCUACACGCGAAGGACGGACGGGCUGGUGUUUGUGGUGGACGCUGCCGAGGCUGAGCGCCUGGAGGAGGCCAAGGUGGAGCUCCACCGAAUCAGUCGGGCCUCGGACAACCAGGGUGUGCCGGUGCUGGUGCUGGCCAACAAGCAGGACCAGCCAGGGGCGUUGAGCGUGGCCGAGGUGGAGAAGAGGCUGGCGGUCCGCGAGCUGGCCGCUGUUACGCUCACCCACGUGCAGGGCUGCAGCGCAGUGGACGGGCUGGGCUUGCAGCCAGGCCUUGAGCGCCUGUACGAGAUGAUCCUCAAGAGGAGGAAGGCUGCCCGGGGCAGCAAGAAGAGACGGUGACCCGACGCCGCCCCCUUCCCACCUAAUAGGGGUCUGCACACUAGAACAAUGGGGCAACGGUAGCCCCUCACUCACCCCGGGAUACAGGACCUGCCCCUCAAUGAAGGACAGAGGUGCACUGGGGGUCCUGUUUUGGUGCCACUUUGGUGAAGGGGGACGGGGGAUGGGGUGUCUUUGCACAUCUCUGCCUUAUCCUCACCUCCGGAGAAGGGGGAGCUGCAGGACUGUGGAGGCUUAAAUGUAAACUGUGACUCUACCUCGACCCCCUUUCUCCUUUUUCUUCUCUGGCUUUUUAAUUGAUGUUUCCGGGGGGAUGGAAAGUUGCUUGGAGGAUGCAUUUGGGAUGAGUGAGAACUUCCACGGCUGGGGAGCCUCCCGGCAGCUUCUUUGGGGGUGUCAGUCCCAUUAGUCUUUAUUUUUGUGUCAUGUGGAAGUGCUAAGAACCCCUCCCCACAUUUGUAGACCCACAAUCCUUUUUAUAGGCCAUGUGUGCCCUUUAUUAUUAUGAUUAAUUAACUAUUUUUUAGCAUUUGUCUGUAAGUUAUUAAAGAUUGACACUAGCUCUUACCUUGGUCUGGAAUUUUCCUCUCUCCUCACCUGGCCCUAGGAUAGUACAGGAUUUCUUUGGGGGAGGGGAGAGGGACUUACCUUGAAGUUAAAUUUACAA
Trichechus manatus latirostris (Florida manatee) is the source of this 1458-nucleotide messenger RNA. RefSeq names its product ADP ribosylation factor like GTPase 4D (gene ARL4D). Gene Ontology annotation, biological process: intracellular protein transport; vesicle-mediated transport. The record is from RefSeq and is a predicted model, not a curated record. The transcript has 2 exons. Bases 189 to 791 code for a protein of 200 amino acids. NCBI's taxonomy places the organism in Eukaryota, Metazoa, Chordata, Mammalia, Sirenia, Trichechidae. Gene Ontology annotation, cellular component: cytoplasm; plasma membrane. Gene Ontology annotation, molecular function: GTPase activity; GTP binding.